AUGCAAUUUCAAUUACUACAUCCACCAUCAACAUCACUUACAUCCACCACCAGGGGAAGGGUCGGAGGAGAGGAAGCAGGAGGAGGGCGGCGGGAUUGGACCGUCGACGUUGGCGGGUUGUGGAGACUACGCGCGGAGCAGAGGAGAAGGAGGAAGGCGGCGGGACUGGAGGCGCGGAGCAGAGUAGCAGGGGAGGGCGGCGCGGGACUGGAUUCGAACGUCGGCCGUCAGCGAGGAGGUGGGGACUUGGAGGUGCAGAGCAGAGGAGUAGCAGGGGGAGGGCGGCCGACGACUGCGAGACUAGAUCGACCGUCGGCGGGAGGAGGAGACAAGUUUGGCGGCGACGGGAAUGGAGACAGGACGGCGAUUCGGCGGCAUCAAUCGAUUUCAGAGAGGGAGAGGUUUGGUGGCGGGCUGGAAAAAGGAGGUUACUUGGAGUCAACUCGCUAG
Molecule: messenger RNA, 450 nt
Organism: Linum trigynum
Lineage: Eukaryota; Viridiplantae; Streptophyta; Magnoliopsida; Malpighiales; Linaceae
Source: the annotation of a GenBank genome assembly